GGAUCUCUGGAAGCCAAGGAGAUCCCCGACCCACCGAUUCCGCCUCUGGGACUGGGAGCAUCCACGUGCUCUGCUGGGCUCCCCCUGAUACUGUUGGCGAGGCCGCUGGUCCGGAUCGCUGGAAGCGAAGGAGAUCCCCGGUAGAAGUUGUUUGUGGACCAAACUAUCUCAUGCUUAAGGAAGCUAGCUGAUGUACCAAGAUUUGUCCAGGGCAAUAUAAGUCCGGUGGAGAUCCAUUAGCCCGUUUCAUAUCCUCGGUCUUGGAGAUCCAAGCAGCUGUUGGCAUCCUUUGCACCUGGAUUAGAGAAUAGAGAAAAAAUGGAGGGACAACACCCAUUAGAUGCAGAAGUUGGACAAAGCCCUCCUGCUGCUCAGUUUGGGAACUAUGUGGAGGUCAAGAUAAAAACUGAACAGAAGAAUCCAGAGGAAGAGUCUAUCAGCUCAGAGGUCCAGCGUCAAAACUUCAGGAAGGUGUAUUACCAGGAGGCUGAGGGUCCCCGAGGACUUUGCAGCCGACUCCAUCGCCUUUGCCAUCAGUGGUUGAAGCCAGAAAGACAUACAAAGGCACAGAUGCUGGACCUGGUUAUUCUGGAGCAGCUCCUGUUCCUUCUGCCUCCAGAGAUGCAGAGUUGGGUGCGGGAGUGUGGAGUAGAGACCAGCUCUCAGGCGGUGGCCCUGGCUGAAAGUUUCCUCCUGAGCCAGGCAGAGGAGAAGAAAGAAGAGGUCGAGCUGCAGGUCGAAAGUCCUCUCUCGGGGGCCAUUUCUCAACAUCUGAAUGGAAAGAGCAACCCCUUAAAUCUUCCCCAGGAACUGCUUAUUUGGAAGAUCCCCCAGGGAAGUCCAAGUUUGUUGAUCUUACCAGAGAAUAUCAUGAAGUCAUUGGUAUUCAUUGGGCUCUCUCCCUCUUCUGGUGAACCCAAAAAAGCAACUAAGCCUCCAGUUCAGGGUCUCGUCACCAUUGAAGAUGUCACUGUGUAUUUCUCUGAGGAGGAAUGGUCUCAACUGGAUCCGGAUCAAAAAGCCCUUCAUAAAGAAGUCAUGCUGGAGAACUCCAGAAAUGUGGCUUCUCUGGUUGCCCUUAACAGGAUGAAAAGGCGACAGAAUUUUUCAGCAAGAAUCAAUAAGAAACCAAGAUUGGAAUCAGUUGUAUCAGAAUUGGCCUUGGAUGGUAUAAAGCAGUCACAAGCACAACCACUUCAACCACUCCAACUUGGAGAAAACAGCUCGUCAGUUAUUGAGAUAAAUGAUAUCUCCAAAAUUGAAAACAGUCUUCCUGAAUGCUGGACAAUGCAACAAUAUAACUAUUUUAAAGAAAAACAUGAUGGACUGGAAAUUGCUAACAAAAAGUUAGGUUGCAAGUAUUGUGCAAAACAUGACUUCCUAAAAAUGAAAAGUGUUCAUGUGUCAAAAGAAUGGAAACAUUUUCAGAUUGAAGCAGCAGGGAGAAAUAAAGAUGUAAAGCAAGCUUCCCUAAGGAAAAAAAUGAAAGAACAUUUUUCAUCAAAAGCUCAUAAUAUUUGUAAAGAGAACAUAAAACAAGGUGAGGAGGCUUCAACAGCAAAAUAUAAGAUGAAUGAGAAAUAUAUACAAAUUACUUGUAGAGUAUUUAAUACAGUUUACAGCCUGGCACAAAGAUGUAAACCAUUUUCAGACACAGAAGAUGAAAUAGAAAUGCAAAUUAAAAAUGGAUUAGAUAUGGGAAUAGGAUUACAUUCACGUAAAACCGCAGUGAAAAUAGUUGAUUUCAUUGCCAGAGAAAUUAAAAAACAAUUAUUUACUAAAAUUAUUGAAAAUAAUCUGAAAAUAUGUUUGAUUAUUGACGAAGCCUCAACAGUAUCUUGCAAACCAGUUGUGAUACUUUUCUUAAAAGUUGAGGAUUCAGAUACAUCACCAACGAUUUUCCUUGAGCUAAUUGAAUUGGAAAAACAAGAUGCAGAGACAAUAUAUUCUUCAGUCAUGCAAAGUUUAAAUAAUGUUGGGCUUACUAAGAACUACCUAAAAAAAAAUUUGAUAGGAUUUUGCUCCGAUGGCACCAGCGUUAUGCUUGGGAGAAAAUCUGGAGUGAGCACUAGGAUAGCAAAAGAGUUUCCAAACAUAGUAAUCUGGCACUGUUUAAACCAUCGCCUCCAACUUGUUUUAGAUGAUUCGAUAAAGGAAAUAAAGCAAGUAAAUCAUUUUAAAAUAUUUAUUGAUAAGAUAUAUACUAUUUUUCAUCAAUCCAAUAAGAACCAAAUUGAACUUACCAAAAUAUCCGAACAACUUGGAAUUGAAAUUAUAAAAAUUGGUAGUAUUUUGGGACCACGAUGGGCUGCUUGUAGUUUAAGGUCAACCCUAGCUGUGUGGCACGCUUAUCCAGCGCUACAUCACUGUUUUCAUUCAAAUGAAAAGUACUUAGGUAUGGCUGCCCGCCUUGAAAAUAUCUAUUUUAUAACUGAUUUGGCAUUGAUGAUUGAUAUUCUAAAUGAAAUUUCUCUUCUUUCAAAUGGACUGCAAGCAAAACAUAUAGACAUAAUAAAGGCUGAAGAACUUGUGAUAAGAUCUAUUAAAGCAUUUCAAAUGCUUCGAAAGGAAAAGGGUCCAUACGAAAAAAAAGUUGAUGGAUUAAUUACUUCAGAAACCUUCAAAAAUAUAAAAUUUGUAAAAAAUCAUCAAUUUAUUGGGCUUCCUCGGGAAAGACUUUUAGAAAACAUCGUAACGAAUUUGAAGAAAAGGCUAAUGGAUUGUGAACAUUUAAAAACAGAUUGUAACCAAUUUCAAGACAGGAAUAAAUUACAAUUUCUCAAAUUUCUGGAGCCAGAUUACUGGAAUAUUGAAGAAGUAGUAGUUCCAUGGAAAGCAGGUGAAGAACAAUUGCUCGUAUUUAAUGACGUUUUCAAUUACCAAAUUGAUAUUAAUGAUUAUCGAGAUUUUGUGGGAAACGUUUUUAAAAAUUCCCAGAACUAUGCAAUUCCUAAAAGUGUUCAAAGAGCUAAAAAUAUUGUCAGAACAAUUGCUGUAAGUUCAGCAGAAGCGGAAACGGGUUUUUCAAACAUGAACACUAUAUGUUCAGAGAAGAGAAGUCACCUAAGUGUUUCUAAUAUAUCAAAUAUAAUGACUAUUAGUCUAAUCGGCCUACCGCUAAAGGAAUGGGAUCCUACUCCUACAGUGGAAAAAUGGCUAAGGAUAAAUCACACGGCCGAUGACGCUCAAUUGAAUAUGAAGAAAAUUGCAAGUGAGGACGCCAAUCGAAAAGCAAUAUGGAAAUAUCUGACGUAACAGUUUUAUUGGUUUUUCUCAGGUGUUAUGUAAUAGUUUUUCAUUAAUAUUAUAAAACAAAAGAAAAAUCUAGUUUUGUGCACCUCUUUUAUAGUUCAUAUUUAAGUGUCAACCCUGAAGUGAACAUGGCUGAGCCCAUUUUUGGAGGCUGAGUAGGAGGCCGAGUAGGCCAUGGCCAUGCCCCCCAGCAACCAGGCAGAGAACUGGUUGCUAAAAUCCCACCCUGGAAAUAACCAAGCAACUAGGCAACUCCUGGAUUGGGCAACGUAACCAGUGACUUGUGGGGGGGGGGGACAAAUGUUUACUUUUAAUUAGGUGAAAGCUGUGGAAACUUUUAGAGUUGUCUUCCACCAGUUGUGCCAAUAUGAUGUAUCCAAUAAAGCUGUUCUUUGAGGAA
Molecule: messenger RNA, 3652 nt
Organism: Pantherophis guttatus
Lineage: Eukaryota; Metazoa; Chordata; Lepidosauria; Squamata; Colubridae
Source: RefSeq, a predicted model, not a curated record